Molecule: messenger RNA, 3316 nt
Organism: Lacerta agilis (Sand lizard)
Lineage: Eukaryota; Metazoa; Chordata; Lepidosauria; Squamata; Lacertidae
Gene: NELL2
Product: neural EGFL like 2
Exons: 20
Coding region: 136-2589 (817 amino acids)
Molecular function (GO): protein binding; calcium ion binding
Source: RefSeq, a predicted model, not a curated record
GGGGAAGUAGGAUAAGGACGCCGAGGGGUGUGUGGAAGAAGACUGGGGCGUUCGGCUGCUUGGCUUCCUUCAGACCCGGCUUCUUCCUCGAGGACUAUGGAGUGAUUCUGGGCGCCGUCCUUCUCCUCCCGCGCGAUGGAGUCCCCGGGCUGCUGGAGCGCCCUGGGCUUCUUCCUCUUCUUCCUGAGCUCAGCGGUUGGCUUUGGCGUGGACCCCUCUUUGCAGAUCGACGUGCUGGGCGAGUUGCAGCUGGGGGAGUCCGUGGCCGGAGUGCUGCAAGUGCAAGGGCUGCACAACGGGAGCAAAGCUUUCUUCUUCCAAGGUGCUUCAAGAAGUGUAAAAGCACCUCCAGAGAAAGCGGAACUCUUUUUUCAGAAGCUAAGAAAUAAACAUGAAUUCACAAUUUUGGUGUCACUCAAACAAACUCGCUUAAAUUCAGGUGUUAUUUUUUCUGUUCACCACUUAGAUCACAGGUACUUGGAACUAGAAAGCAGCGGCCAUAGAAAUGAAAUUAGAUUGCACUACCGUUCAGGAAGCCAUCGCUCACAUACGGAAGUGUUUCCUUACAUAUUGGCAGAUGACAAGUGGCACAGGCUCUCUUUAGCAAUCAGUGCAUCACACCUCAUUCUGCAUGUAGACUGCAAUAAAAUUUAUGAGAGGGUGGUGGAAAAGCCUUAUCUGGAUUUACCUGUUGGCACAACCUUUUGGUUGGGACAAAGGAAUAGUGCACAUGGUUACUUCAAGGGCAUAAUGCAAGACGUGCAAUUACUUGUCAUGCCUCAAGGAUUUAUCUCUCAGUGCCCAGAUCUUAAUCGCACAUGCCCAACGUGUAAUGACUUCCACGGGCUUGUGCAGAAAAUUAUGGAGUUGCAAGAUAUUUUAGCCAAAACCUCUGCAAAGUUGUCCCGAGCUGAGCAGAGGAUGAAUAGGUUGGAUCAGUGCUACUGUGAAAGAACCUGCACUAUGAAGGGUGCAACCUACAGGGAAUUUGAAUCGUGGACAGAUGGCUGCAAGAACUGCACUUGCAUGAAUGGCACUAUUCAGUGUGAAGCACUGAUCUGCUCACUUUCUGAUUGUCCUCUUAAUUCUGCUCCUGCAUAUAUUGAUGACAAGUGUUGCAAGGAAUGCCAACCGAUAUGUGUGUUUGAAGGCAAAACAUACUUUGAAGGUGAAAGAGAAACCGUACGUUCAAACUCAGGGGAUUGCAUUCUGUUUGAAUGCAAGGACUACAAAAUGCAACGAAUAGUGAAGUCAGAUUGUCCCGUCUUGAACUGUCCUGAAUCUCAGCAAAUCUCCUUAUCUAACAGCUGCUGUAAAGUUUGUAAAGGCCAUGACUUUUGCUCUGAAGGACACAAGUGCUUGGAGAAUUCUUUCUGCAGGAACCUUGAAGAUAGGGCUGUCUGUAGCUGCCGGGAUGGAUUCCGAGCCCUCCGAGAGGACAAUGCAUACUGUGAAGAUGCUGAUGAAUGUGCUGAAGGAAGGCAUUACUGUCGGGAAAAUACCAUGUGUGUAAACACACCAGGAUCAUUCAUGUGCAUCUGCAAAACAGGUUACAUCAGGAUUGAUGAUUACUCAUGUACAGAACACGAUGAAUGUCUCACAAACCAACACAGCUGUGAUGAAAAUGCACUCUGCUUCAAUACUGUGGGAGGACACAACUGUGUUUGCAAGCCCGGUUUUACUGGAAAUGGCACUGUAUGCAAAGCUUUCUGCAAAGACGGUUGUAGAAAUGGUGGAGCCUGUAUCGCUUCCAAUGUCUGUGCCUGUCCACAAGGAUUCACAGGCCCAAGCUGUGAAACUGACAUUGAUGAAUGUUCAGAUGGCUUUGUUCAGUGCGACAGCCGUGCCACCUGUAUUAACCUCCCUGGAUGGUACCACUGUGAGUGCAGGGAUGGCUACCAUGAUAAUGGCAUGUUUUCACCAAGUGGAGAGUCAUGUGAAGACAUUGAUGAAUGUGCAACAGGAAGGCACAGUUGUGCCAAUGACACAAUUUGCUUUAACUUGGAUGGUGGCUAUGACUGUCGGUGUCCCCAUGGGAAGAACUGCACAGGUGACUGUAUCCAUGAAGGCAAAAUUAAACACAAUGGGCAGAUUUGGGUUUUGGAGAACGAUAGGUGCUCUGUCUGCUCCUGCCAGAGUGGAUACGUAAUGUGUCGGCGAAUGGUAUGUGACUGUGAGAACCCCACAGUUGACUUAUUCUGCUGCCCUGAAUGUGACCCAAGGCUCAGCAGUCAGUGUCUACAUCAAAGCGGUGAGAUCUUAUACAACAGUGGAGACACCUGGGUUCAAAAUUGUCAACAAUGCCGCUGUUUGCAGGGUGAAGUGGACUGUUGGCCCUUGCCUUGUCCAGAUAUGGAGUGUGAAUUCAGCACCCUCCCUGAGAAUGAAUGUUGCCCUCACUGCGUCACUGACCCCUGCCAAGCAGAUACCAUUAGGAACGAUAUCACCAAGACUUGUCUGGAUGAAACUAAUGUGGUUCGCUUCACCGGGUCCUCUUGGAUCAAGCAUGGCACAGAAUGCACCCUCUGCCAGUGCAAGAAUGGGCAUGUUUGUUGUUCGGUGGACCCACAUUGCCUUCAGGAACUGUGAAGCUAAUGACCAUGUAUCACAGGCAGGCAGUUUCUGGCUAUAGAAUUGUUUCCUUUGCAAAAGACUUAUAGACCAAAAAUUGUAUAAAGCCAAAACUGGAGCAAGACCAGUUCCUUCCCCCCCCCCCCCAUUAAAGUGCAGAAAUGCUAUGAAUUGAAUGAGCUAUCACUUUCCUCAUUCUGGGUGAAACGUGCAAGACUAGUAAUGACUUCAGAUGUAUAAACCUGUGUUUGGGUGUGAGGUUCAACUUCUGGUCCAGUCUGUGUUUGACAUCAUUAUGUAAGCUACUGGACUAGAGGAAAAUUGACAUGUUGUGCAUAUAAAGGUGUCAGAAUCCUCAAGAAUGUAAAAAGCUUUCUGGAGUUUUGAAAAUACACCUCAUCCAUGGCCACAGAUUUAUUUAUUUUGUAGCCUAAUGAAAUUUGAAUCUACAUCAUCAUUAUUUUUUAUUGCUCACUACAGAAUUUUCCAGAAAUCUUUUUUUUAAAAGGAAGAUAUCUUUUGGAAACACUGAAUGUUGCAACAACAUAUGUACAGCUCUGAGAAACUGAUUCAAGUUAUUGUAAAUAAUAAUAAUAUUGAUGAUGCACAGGCAUGACUACUUAAUAUUGUCUGAUGGGAGAAGUCAUCUAUAUUUCCUCGUUCGACUGCACUUAGUUCUUGAUUAAGUUUGUUCAGUAUAAGCUCGUUCUUGUGCAAAAUUUAAAUAAAUAUUUCUCUUACCUUA